AUGCGUGAACAAGACGCGGAAGGUGAAAAGGAUUUGGUACUGGAACUACGGAAGAGCCUAUAUGGGCUUAAGCAGGCCAAUCGACUAUGGAGUCAGCUGCUGCACAAGCGUCUCGUCGAGGCAGGUUUUAUGCGCUGUGAAAGCGAUAUGUUUUUCUAUUGGAAAAAGGAAGACGAAGAUCUCGUGGUUGUGGGCGUUUAUGUGGACGGCCUUUUGACGACGGGAACAAGUGUGGAAGCAGUCGAGCGAUUUUUCGAAAGUCUGUCGUCAAUAUCGAUCAAGGAUCUGGGACGCGUAAGUAAAUUUUUGGGUAUGCGGGUUAAUUUGGAUGAUACAGGCAAAUAUACACUGGACCAAGAGGAGGCGAUCGCUGAUCUACUUCGGACCAAUGGGCUGGCAGAAGCAAAUCCGACGCGCGCGCCUAUUGGCAACGACUGUUACGACGUACCACCGGACGACGUGGAGCUGCUUGGAUCUACAAGCGCAGGCACUGGCCCAACGGUCCGCAGUUUUCAGUCGCUUGUUGGGGGUUUGCUGUGGAUUGCGCGUUGCACACGGCCGGACAUCGCGUUCGCUGUGCACAAGGCUACAAGACAGACUCAUGCACCGCGAGUGAUUGACUGGAAGCUCGCUAAAAGGAUUGCUCGGUACCUAAAGGGUACCGCAAGCUUGAAAAUAACGAUGUCGCCAGGUCAAGAACAAUAUCAGGGAUUGGAGCUGGAAGUGUUUAGCGACGCUGAAUUUGCUGGAGACAAGGGCGAAAGGAAGUCGAUGACAGGUGGCGUGCUGCGGCUAAACGGUAUGACGGUGAGUUGGGGAGCUCGAAAACAAGGUGGAGUUUCCCUUUCGACGAUGGAAGCUGAAUUUGUCGCUGCCUCGGAGAUGGCGCGUGACCUGCUCGGGCUGCGAGAGCUGCUUAGCGAGAUCGGCAUGUCACCAGCACUGCCAAUGAAGCUCUACGUGGACAAUCAAGCGGCUAUAAGUCAGAUUUAUGGCGAAGCAUCGUCGAUGAAGGCCAAACACAUCGACGUACGGUUCAAGUUUCUAUGCGAUUUCUCGCGCCGCGGUGUGAUCGCUGCGCACUAUUUGAGGUCUGAAGUGAUGCUUGCGGACUUGAUGACGAAGGCCCACGAUGCGGAGAAACUUACAAGGCUUCGUGUUCUGAUGCGCAUCGAGUAG
This is a messenger RNA of Hyaloperonospora brassicae, 1179 nucleotides long. Lineage: Eukaryota; Oomycota; Peronosporomycetes; Peronosporales; Peronosporaceae. The record is from the annotation of a GenBank genome assembly.